AUGCAGUCAGACGCAGGGCCAUCACGCGCAAUCGCGCCGUCAGCAUCCACAGCGACAAAGCGACCAGACAAGCGCCUUGCUCGGUCUGCAACGCCAGCAGAAGAGCACGACCAAACAUUUUUCGCAUUCAAUAUUAUCAACCAGGCUGAAUCGUCGAUCCAACAGCGCACAUCGAGCCAAUCCUCUCCCACCACUUCCAAGCAUCCCGCCCUUGCACGUUCUAGUAGACCGUUGCGCUCAAUAAUGACGCUUCUGCUACUAACUCUUGUCGCUGCCCUUCUCCUCUCACCUACCGCCUUAGCAUCCCAAGGUGACCGCUCCCCCGAGUACCGCCUCUGCGUCGACUCUUGCACUGCCGAUCUAUGUCGAGAUGGCGUCGACGACGGCACCAUGCUUGCCCAUCGCUUGCCCUUCAUCCUCCGCAUCACCAGAUGGACGUGCGAAGAUGACUGCAAGUACCACUGCACCCAUCGCAUCACCAAUGACGCUGCAGAACGUGUGCACAAGAUUCAACACGAUGCUCGCAUCGAGGUCGAGCUGCUGGCUCAAUCACAGCCACUUUCUGCCUCGGUCAAAGCAGAGCGCAUCAAAGGCAUUAUCAAAUCCAAGCUGGCCGAAUUGCGCCCGGUGCAGAAGCAAAUGGUGCAGUUCCACGGAAAGUGGGUUUUCAUUCGUUUCUUAGGUGCCCAAGAGCCGCUUUCGGUGCUCUUCAGCUUGCUCAAUUUCAAAAUCCACUGGAACGCGCUCUUUAUGAUGCGCAACCAGCUACCAGAUGCGUCCCCGCUCAAGCUGGUCUACAUUGUGCAUACGCUCAUUAGCAUGAAUGCGUGGUUAUGGUCCGCCAUUUUUCAUACCAGGGAUAAGAAUUGGACCGAAAAGCUCGACUAUUUUAGCGCCGGCUCGGUGGUCAUGUCGGCCUUGUUUUUCAGCGCUGCUCGGCUGUUCAGGCUCGCGCCUGGUAGCAAAAGAUUCGUGCUCCUCCGAAGAGUGUGUAUGGCUGCAUUGGCGCUUCAUGUGCUCUACCUCAGCAUUGGGCGCUUCGACUAUGCCUACAACAUGGCGGCCAACGUGGUGAUUGGACUGAUCCACACGCUGCUCUGGCUCAUGUAUUCGCUUCGACCGACGACGUUUCCAUCGAACCCGCUGGUCGAUCGUACAGCCUACUCACGUGCUGCUAUGCGCGCUACCAAGCCCAACCUCUCGGUUCUCUCGACGCCCACACCGCUCAGUAACGGUGCGCAAACCCCGCCCGUGCCCGUCUCGACCAACAUCGGUCCUCCCAACUCACACACACGCCGGCGUCGUCGUCUGCAACUCAUCCUCGCGCUCAUGUCAGCCUCGGUACUAUUCGAGCUGCUCGAUUUUGCGCCCAUCUUGCGCAUCCUUGACGCUCACGCUCUCUGGCAUCUCGCCACUGUGCCCAUCACCAAGAUGUGGUACGACUGGCUGGUCAACGAUGCGCAAGAAUGCGUCAACACCGGUUGGUGGCUCUCGGACCGUUCGGCGGGUGUGCAGGGAGGCGAGCUCGCAUCGACGUUGGAGCACUUGAGCGAGAAGUUGAAGGGAAGAGCGGCAAGCUUGGCUCAGAACAUCGAAUUGCAUGCUCUCACAACCAAGCUCAAUGAGUUGGCGAACAAGGCUGGCUUCAGUGGUAGGGUUGGCGGGCUGAAUGGUAAAGUGGGAUUCAGCGGCGUCAAUAGCACUAGUGGACUGGGCUUGGAGAUGGAAGAACAGCAUCAGCACGCUACGAGCAGCGUUGCAAAGGGUGGCUUGUCCGCCACAAGUACGGGCAUCGGGCUGGGAUCGUCGUCGCUCACGGAUCGCGAUGCAGGGCACGGCGCUAGCAGCGGCAGCACAGGCAAGGCCAAGAACUGGUAG
Mycosarcoma maydis (corn smut) is the source of this 1878-nucleotide messenger RNA. RefSeq lists its product as uncharacterized. Gene Ontology annotation, biological process: GPI anchor biosynthetic process. NCBI's taxonomy places the organism in Eukaryota, Fungi, Basidiomycota, Ustilaginomycetes, Ustilaginales. The transcript has a single exon. Gene Ontology annotation, cellular component: endoplasmic reticulum membrane. Gene Ontology annotation, molecular function: hydrolase activity, acting on ester bonds. The record is from RefSeq and is a predicted model, not a curated record. The coding region runs from base 1 to 1878 and encodes 625 amino acids.